AAUGGAAGAAGAAAAUAAUAAAAAAAGAAUGCGAAAUCUGCUUGCUCUUGAUCCAACACCACACCCGAACCGUUAUCCUUUGUGUCUUGCUUGAGAAUUGCGUGUUCUUGCCGGAUUCCAUUUGGUCACGGUUGGGACAUUUUGUGUUAAUUCCAGCGUCUUUUUGAAACCGAUCCAAAGUAACUAACAUUCUUCUGGUUUUUUUUUUAGUAUACGAUAUGGUUUAGUCACGUGGUUGACGGGUAUAUAUUCUCAGAGCAGACGGUCAUCAUCAUCACAAAAUCAGUCACUUCUCAUCCCAGCAACAGCAUAACUAAUAGUGUCUUGGAUUACUCAAUAAGGCUUUUGGAUAUGAUUAUUCGGAAUAAUGGGAUCAUACAAAUAUUUGUUACAAGUUGGGUGAUUCUUGUUGCCUUAUGCACCACGGAGGAAAUAAACAAACCAACGGACAACUCAACCCUACUCUCUAACACUACUGAAUUUAAUGCAACGUCAGAGGAUAUCAGCGUACUUGAAAACAUAACUGAUACUGAUUAUCCAUCAGUGAAUAAUUCAUUGACAGAAAAUGUUGAAGAUCUUGUUAAGUCUCACAGAAGAGCAGCAAGUAUUGACAGCGAGAGAACUAAAUCUUGGGUCAGAGUGUAUAACCGUCCUCCAGGUGCUAAAUCAGAUUCCUUCUUUAACUAUGGAACCAGAGGAAACACAAGUGCACACGCAACAGUCGAUGAAUGGAGUUCCAAAGGAGAUGAUGUCAAGAAUGCAAUCGACAGGAUAGAUAGCACGAAAGCUCAAGAUUUUCUCAGGGUGAAGCCUAAGUUGAAUGAGAAAACUCAAAACUUAAUCCCUAGAAUAAAAAAGCCAGUUGCAGUAUCAACCAGACCCUUCGUUUCUACAAAGCUAACCACGAAAUCUAUUCCGACGACCACAACAAAAGCAACAAGUCCAGAAAUCACGACGCCUACACCAAUAAAGAAUCAAACGUUUAACAAGCCGGGAUAUAUUGUGUGGUCAACAAAUGAUGGUGCCACUGCAGGUGGUUGGACAUUAGACGAUCCGAUAGAUGAAACAAACCAGAAGCCUCUUCCAGAAGAUACAAGUCGAUGGAAUGUUGUCGGGGAAGGUGGCGAUGAAGGGUGGCAAGUUCUUGAUGACAAAGGCGACGUGGAAUGGAAAAUAGAGUAUGAUGAUGGAGAGUGGAGAGUGACCAGUACAGGUGACAUCCCGGCUGAUGCUGAGUGGGUAGAUCCAGAAUAUUUCUGGGGUGCUUCAGGAGAAUCUCUGGCUGAAGAUGAUGAAUACAAUUCCUGGCCUGCCGAUGAUUACAACUAUGCUCCUUGGGUGGGAGCGACCGCUUUCUCAGUUGGCAAUGGAAAUUCUAGCGAAAAUAAGAAUGAUGAAAUUGCAGAAACAACAGCAAAAAGCAUAACCCAGUCAGUAAACGCAGAUAUAAAAGAAUCAAAAUUAAUAAAAGAUAAGCUUCCCACUUCACAAACACCUGCUCAGUUUGGCAUCAGAAAAAAGUUACCUCUUAGAAAGUUUUCGAAUGUUUCCAGUGUUCAAGAACGAACAGAUUCUCCGAUCACAGAUUUGGCAGAUGAUACAUCGAAAAAUGUAGUAGAAGAACCUCGAACAAAGGAAGUACAGUUGAGGGGGAAAUCAUGGGGACAAAAUGUUGCAUUUCCAAACGAUGCACCAAAGCGCAUUGAAGCAUAUGGCAGUAAAACAUGGGAAGUUGAUAAUACAGGAUAUAACUCAAACUUUGGAGGAGAAACAUGGAUAGCAGCUAACAAAGAUUUUCCAGCAGCUCCAUGGGUUCCAAAAUCAUCAAUUGCACAAUCGCAAGAUUCGACCAAAAAUACUCCAAACGAAAAUGAAAACAUCGAAAACCCUGUCCAAGCUUGGGGGACAGGGUAUGGCACAAAAACAUGGAAGGGAAAUGCUUGGGACAGUAAUGUUGUCUGGAAAACUGGAUUUGGCGGGGCACUACCUUGGACACCUGAUAACAGCAGCAAUGCUUGGCCAUUUGCAGAUCAACCCAGCAUCGAAAGUGAUUCUCGAACUGAUGCAAAAAAUGAACUUGUCUGGUCACAACCAGCAAUCAGCAAAGAUACUGAUGCUGAUUCCAAACUUAAACCAAUAGAACUUUCGAAUCAACGAGGAAAUGGAGUUAGAAUUAAAUGGCCUUCUAAACAGAAAGGUGGUCCAUACAGUCUAAAGAAAACUACACCAAGUCGUAGAACAGAAGAAGAAAGUUGGGGUGAUGAUAGUAGUGUUGGAGUUGUUUGGAAAGAUCAAAAAACAAGUACACCAUCAUCUGAUCUUUCAACGGCAAAUGCACCAGUUAAUAUCGAUAAUUCAAAAGGACAACAAUGGCAGAGUGGAGGGUGGAAAGUGAAGACAUUUGACGAAGAACCGAAAUUAACAACAUUUUCUUGGAAAAGUAAUAUUCCAAUCAAGACUAGUAACCUAAUUAGUGUUAAAUUAGAUUCAGCAGAUGAUACUGCACCAGUUCCUGAACCAGUUAGUUGGAAUCAAGGCCAAUGGCCAUCAGGUGAAAUAAACGGAUUCCCUUAUUGGGUAUUUGGAGGAUGCAAAAUUCAAUGUAGGUCAACGGAAAAUGACGCAAACGAUGAUACUGACAAUAAAGACACAAGAUCAGACACCGCUGAAGAUGAUACUUCUUCUGCACCAACAGAUGCACCACCAACAACAGUUUCAAAGGAAUGGCCAUCUCAGGAAACAAGUGGUAAAAGCUGGAGACCCCCUUCAAAAUCAUGGAAGCCUCCUCAUCCAAAACGCCAACCUCCUACUAAAUCUUGGAAGCCACCACCAACAAAAUCUUGGCAACCACCUCCUACAAAAUCAUGGAAGCCUCCCGUGGGACCAAAUAUACCAAUUAAGUUUCCCGUACCUCCUCCAAAUGCAUGGAAAAAUCCUUCUUCAAGUACCAGUUUGACUGAACCAACUCCAACACCCACUACACCUUGGACAGAAACUCCAACUCAACCCCCUACGAAUUGGAAUCCACCAGCUACUUUUCCACCAUCAAUGCAAUGGAAAAAUCCUGGUAUUAAGUCAGUUAAAAGCUGGAAACCACCUCCCACAAAGACUUGGAAACCACCAACCGGCUUAGGUAAGAGUUGGAAACCACCAAUCGCCACACCCAUUCCUGAUGCAUGGCCUUCUCCAUCAAAACCAGAUUGUAAGGAUACCACUCAGGCACCACCUUCAACACUGCAGCCAAAAAAGGAAGAUGAGAGCGGAGAGGAUGUACCUCCUAAAAUAAUUAUUAUCACCAAAUUACCAAAAAAUAAAGUAUUUCCUCCUACCUCAGAUGACAAAGAUACCGACGAUGAUUCUAAACCAAAACCAACUAACAAGCCAUGGAAGUUUCCAGCGAGAAAAUACAACCCAAAAAGCAGUAAAAAUAGAAGAGAUCGAUUUAUUACUCCAAAGGGGAAUAGUAAGAAAUUUCCUCUGCCGCCUGGAAAAUAUUUUAAGCCUGGGAGUACGAUCAAAGGCUGGCCUAAAGGCGUUCCGCCCCCGACAUUUGUUUGGCCUGUAAAUAAAUUGAAAAAGUUUCCCGGUAAAAAGCCAAGCUCUCUGGAUCAGUUCAAAAAAUAUAUGGAAGCAAAUCAGAAGAAAUCGAAAUCGAAGACAUGGAAGCAAAUGAUUAAGAAGUGGAUCAACGGUCGAUAAAAAAUAGUGUUCGUUAGAAUUGCAAAAGGACAAAAUGUACAGCAGAAGUGUAAAGUAAAUUUAUUUAUAUUGUUUUAAUAAAGUAUUUUCAUGUUGCAUUGCA
Molecule: messenger RNA, 3802 nt
Organism: Parasteatoda tepidariorum (common house spider)
Lineage: Eukaryota; Metazoa; Arthropoda; Arachnida; Araneae; Theridiidae
Source: RefSeq, a predicted model, not a curated record